AUGCUUGACGUUCUUCAUAGGGAACCAGCCACAAAUGAGGGCCGAACUACUUCGCGACUGGCUAUUAUGCCUAAUACAAUACUAAAAACCAAUGAUGUACAGAUGAACGACCGAACUGGACUGGUUCAGCUUGUGGAAGGUCAUUUUGAUGCCUCUGAAUGCGAUAAAACUAAGAAAUGCAUUUUUUCACCGACAGGAUGUCAUCAGGGUAACGAGCCGGUGACUCAAUGUGUCUUUCCGAAAGACGGAAAGCCAACCGCACAUUUUAGUUUCAAUGUCGGCAAAAGCAACAAUCCAGUCACUGACCCAUCGGAUGUGGAGGCUGAGAAGAAGAAUCUGAAACUCCUCCAUGCUCAUAAAGGAGACGACGGCAUGUAUUGCCAUUUAAGGCAAAGAAGCAACACGAUAGGCAGUCAGUUUGUUCCGGAUCUUAACAGAACGCUGUACGUAUUCAUUGCAAAAGGUCCGGCAGGCGAUCCAAGAGCAAUUGGUAUUCAUGGACUCGAUCCGAAGUUGCCAACCUUCCCCUAUAUCCAUCCCCAGCCGGUGAACCUCGUCGAAGUUGUGAAGAGAGAAGCAGCGCAUCCUCCUGAAGCAGCGCAUCCUCCUCCUGCCAAGAAAGAAGUGGUUUUUGAUUGUAGGUCAUUUGCUAACAAUUUCCCUCGACUUAUCUGUGAAGCGGAUAUUUUAAUACGGUCUGCUCUCAAUAGAAAAUAUCAAGGUAUGCUCAUGGUCUUCGCCUGGAUAGUGCUGGUGGGAUCGGCAAUUCUUUCGGCACGAUACCUCCGCGAUCAUUUCCCAUCUUCAGCUCCAUUUGGUCUGAAGUGGUGGUUCCACAUCCACAGAACCCUCAAUCUGACAGCGUUACUAUUGGUGUUGCUCUCGACCCUGCUCAUCUUCAUCGCAAAAGAUUGGACAUGGCAAGGUCCUAGUGUGAACAACUCGUCUACUGACAACUUCAGUCCAGGCAGUAUUCAUUCUCUGCUUGGUACCAUCGCUGUCCUGAUCCUUAUUCUGCAACCACUUCUGGCUCUGAUGCGAUGCCAGCCAGAUACCGGAGCUAGACCGAUCUUCAAUUGGACACAUCGGUCACUCGGAAUUACUGGAAUUUUCCUAGCAAUCAUAGCCAUACUGAUUGCAACCAAUUCGUUCGUCUCAUUAUGGGGAGAUUCGGCUUGGAGCUUUGGUGUGAUGAUCUUUUACAUCGUGAUCUUAGUUUUGGCUGUCGUCCUCUUUGAGCUUCUCACCUACAUGAAAAACAAAGCUCCAAAUAAAGCAGCUGCUAUGGAAAUGCGUAAUCGGUCUGCUCACCGGUAUGACGAUUCUGGACGAGUUAUCAGCAGUCCACCAAAAGUCAUCAAUACUAAGUCACUCUGGGGCAUCUUCGCCUUGUAUGUGGCUUUCGUGCUGUUCUCGAUCUGUGUGGCGGCCCUUCUGAUCGUGAUGUUGUCGGUCUGA
Messenger RNA from Haemonchus placei, 1458 nucleotides. The record is from the annotation of a GenBank genome assembly. Lineage: Eukaryota; Metazoa; Nematoda; Chromadorea; Rhabditida; Trichostrongylidae.